Messenger RNA from Dujonia railenensis, 711 nucleotides. NCBI's taxonomy places the organism in Eukaryota, Fungi, Ascomycota, Pichiomycetes, Serinales, Debaryomycetaceae. The record is from the annotation of a GenBank genome assembly.
AUGGUGAACGUACUUAUUGCAAUCACUUCUUACAAUGAAGUUUUCCACCCAACUGGCGAAAAGACUGGGCUCUACUAUACUGAAGCAAUUCACCCCUUUGAAAAGUUACAUGCUGCUGGUUAUAAUGUCCAGUUUGCUUCCGAAACUGGUAAGUGGGGUUAUGAUGAACAUUCUAUCAAGAAGGAAUCGUUGAGUGCAGAAGACUAUGAAACGUUAACAAAUGAACAAUCCGAAUUCAACAAGGCAUUGAAAAAUACCAAGAAGGCUUCAGAGCUUGACUCUAAGGACUAUGAUAUCUUUUUCGCAGCCGGUGGUCACGGUACAGUAUUCGAUUUCCCAGUAGCAAAAGAUUUACAAAGUAUUGCUGCUGACAUUUAUGCUAAGGGUGGAAUCGUUGCUGCUGUAUGUCACGGGCCAGCUAUUUUUGAAGGUUUACUUGAUAAGACAACAGGUAAGUUAUUGAUUGAAGGCAAGAAAAUUACUGGUUUCACUGAUGAGGGUGAAAAACUCUUGAACCUUGAUGGAGUUUUUGCUUCUAAGCACCUUAAGACCGUUAGAGUAGUUGCAGAGGAAAGUAAUGCCACCUAUGUUAGCCCAGCCGGAGCAUGGGAUGAUUUUACAGUUACAGACGGCAGAAUUAUCACUGGAGCCAAUCCCCAAUCUGCUGCAUCAAUUGGAGCAGAAAUUGUCAAGGCAUACAGCGCAUUGUAG